UGCAGUUUGGCCCUCCAUAUUUCUGAAAUUGCAGUUUGGUCCCUCCAGCUUUCUGACAUUGCAGUUUGGUCCCUCCAGCUUUCUGAACUUACAGUUUAGUCCCUACAGAUUUUUUUUUAAAUUGUAGUUUGUAUUGAUGGCAACUCUUGGUGCUGAUUUUCUACCUUUGACGGGGACUGGUUCCUCUGCCACUCGGUCUUUGUCGACCUCGGCUGCAUCAUCGACGACCGUUGGUUUGACCACCCUUGACCUUCCUCGGGAUUUUCUUCCCACUUCGACUGAUUUUCGGCUCACUUCAGCCGGUGACUGGCCUACUUGGAGUGCCACGGUUCGUAAUGCCUUGUUUGGCCGAGGGCUCUUAUCUUAUCUCACAGAUGGUCCACCUGCUGAUGGUUCUGAUGAUGUUUUAACUGCUUGGACUCUUCGAACUAACCGAGUCUCCAGUUAUCUGAUUGAGUCUCUCGACCCGGCUCUCCGUCCUGAUCUAGUUACUCAAGCUGCCCAUGUUGUUUGGAGAUCUCUUACCUCUCGUUUUGUUGAACGCAGUGGGGCUCGUCAGUAUUCACUUCUCACUCAGGCUGCUACUGCUCGUCAGGAUGAUCGGUCUAUUCAGCAGUUCUAUCACCACAUGCGUGGUUUUUGGCGUGAGUUGGAGGUUUUUCUCCCUGCUGGCAGUCAUAUUGCUGCUGAUGUGAUUUUUUGGGAUAUGCGUCACAUGUACGAGUUUCUGAUGGCUCUCCGCCCCGAGUUUGGUCCUCUGGUUGGUCAGCUUAUACAUCGUGACCCCCCUCCCAGCCUCGAGACUGCAGUUGCUGAGUUAGUCGCCGAGGAGACUCGUCUUCGCCUACUAGGUGGGGUCAAGUCUACUCCUGCACCCUCUAGUUUCUCCGGUGUUCUUGCUGCAGCUCCCUCUAGUGUUUCCACAGCUCCCUCUGGUCGUCCUACUUGCCCUCAUUGCAUGCGGCCAGGUCAUACUAUAGAUGACUGUUGGAAGCUCCACCCCGAGCGUCGUGUUGGACCUCGUGGCCGCGGCCGCCGUGCCUCCACUUCCACUGUUGCGGCUGUUACUCAUGCACUUCCUUCUCCUGCUCCUGCUCUUGCUUUGCCUCAGAUUGAUAUUCAGCAAUUUCAGCAGUUCCAACAGUAUCAACAGCGUCUUGAGCAGAUGACUACUUCUUCUAGCACUGGUAGCACUCCUGCACCCUCUGCUUUCUCAGCCACUGGAUCCGUCUACCAACCGGGUGAUUGGCAGUGGUCGUAGAGUGGGUGGCCUCUAUCAUCUCCAGUCCCUCCACAUUCCCUCCUCGCGUCCCAGUUUUUGUGGUCUUGCCUCUCCUACUCCUGAUAUCUGGCAUAGACGAUUAGGUCAUAUUUCUGAAUCGCGACUGAAGAGUCUCUCCCUGUCUGGAGCUCUCGGUCGUGGUCCUUUUUCUGCUUUGAGUCCUUGUCUUGGUUGUAAGCUUGCUAAAGCUACAGCACUCCCCUUUUCCCCCAGUGUAUCCCAAACUUCUAGUGUUUUUGAUCUAUUACAUUCAGAUAUUUGGGGCCCUGCACCUCUCCCUUC
Tripterygium wilfordii is the source of this 1564-nucleotide messenger RNA. RefSeq lists its product as uncharacterized. The transcript is spliced from 2 exons. Bases 137 to 1261 code for a protein of 374 amino acids. NCBI's taxonomy places the organism in Eukaryota, Viridiplantae, Streptophyta, Magnoliopsida, Celastrales, Celastraceae. The record is from RefSeq and is a predicted model, not a curated record.